AUGUCUACUAGCUCUCCUAUUGCCGAGAGAGAGAUAUCUGGAUUAAAGAUUUUGGAGAGCGAUGUACUAGGCCAGUUAAAUGAAAAUAACUUCGUACAGAAUUGUAUAGAAAUUCUUGUCGAGUUCUUCAAUGCCAAGGAAUACAAACUAUCGUUUCAUUCCAAUAUAUCAGUAUCAUUACUGGAGCGUAGAAGCGAGUUGGAGGUUCGUGCACAGAAAGGUGGAGACGUAUAUAUUUCUUCUUCAAAAACAGAGGCUGGCGAACCACCACCGCCAAGCCCGGAGCUGGUCACGUCUGUAGCAGAUGCCUUGCACAAUAUUAGUGCUUUCACAAACUGCCCCAUACAAAACUGGAAUGAACAAGGACUUUUUAGGCUUUUGUUUAGAUGUUCUUCCUGGUCUGGUGCUGCAGUAAGAAGUACUCAUCAAGUGCGCGCUGCUGCUUGUCGCGCUCUUCUUGCAGUGACGUCACAUAAAUGUGUUCGGGUCUCCCUUGCAGCAACCAAGGAUUGUCUUCACAACCUGAUAAAUACGCUGACAGCAUUUGAUGAAGUGGUCAUUUUGUGGAUUAGAUGGGCAAAUUGUAAGUAUAUUGAAAGGAAAAUAAAUGGUAGAAAAGGAAUAUGUCUGACACGGAUGGUUCGGGGAAUGAAAGAUGAUAUCGGGGUGGAGUGUAUAGAGGCGCGUAAGCAAGGCUUAUCUGUUCUCGGAGCGCUACUGGGUGAGCGUAGUGUUGUGGACAGCCUUUGGACACAACUCAGGGACGUGAAAACAGUGCAGUUGUUUCAUUUGUUACUGCAAUGUCUGGACAACGAUGAGAUAGAACUUCAAGAUGCGGCGCUGUACUGUCUCACCCAGCUGGCUCAAUCCAUGGCUAACAAGAAACACGUAGACAAGUCCCAGGACGAGUCCUGUUCCGAAUUUUAUGACAAUUUGAAGUCUCCUUAUUGGGAUGGGAUAAAAAGUGAUAAAGUUGGUGCUGGCGAUAGCCCAAGAAAUGUCGACUGUCAGCCGGAGUAUAUUUCAGAAGAGCUCUGUAAAGCGUUGAUAAAUUUAUAUCACAAUUUGUCAUUGAAAGAUAAGAAAUAUCUGUCUAGUCAAGAUGACCGUUGGGUCCGGGUAUGCUCGUGCCUGUCGUGGGCGUGCGCGGCGAGCGCCCGCAGCCGCGCGUACAGCGUGCACCGCGCCUUGCCGCGCGCGCUGCUGGGCACGCUGCAGGCCGUGCGCGACCACCUCUCCAUGUUGGGGAAGCCUGCGGAUGUCAUCCGGAAUGCUAACAACAGUCCCGUUCUUCGCACAUUGUACUGGGUACUCACAGUCAUCGACUGUUGUAUGGUUGAAUGUUCGGCGGCCAAAGAAAGCUUCGCAGAGGAGAACUUGGUUAUAUCUUUGUGCAGACUGUGGCCGUGGUGUAUGAUGACAGAGCAGCUGCGGCACGCCGUUAUACACUUGUUGUAUACAUUUACUAAUAAUUGUCCAAAAGCGUGGGCAGGCGCCAGCUCGUGCGUGGGCGGGCGCACGCUGGCGGGCGAGGUGUGCGCGCUGGUGGCGCGCGAGGCCGCGCUGCAGGCCGCCUCGCGCCCGCACCCGGCGCUGCCGCUGGCGCUGCACGCGCUGCGCCGCCUCGCGCCGCACCACCACUGUCGCGCCAUCAUACUCAAGAGCGAUGCGCCGGUGAGUUUGCACCGGCUGUGCCUCCGCAGCCGGGUGCGCGGGUCGGGCGCGGCGGGCGCGGCGUGGGCGCGGCUGUGCGAGGCGCUGGCGCGGCACGCGGACGGCGCGGGCGCGCUGCUGGCGGCGCGCGCGGGCCCCGGCGCCCCCUCGGCGCUGCCCCCCGCCGCCCGCGCCCCGCUGCUGCCCGCCAUAGCGCACGCCGCGCACCAUCACAGGCAGACCUUCCUACAGUCCCCCGAGUUGCUAGAGUUGUUAUGUGACACGUUGCUCGCCGGUGACACAAUCGAGAUCGUUUCGGCAGCGCGUGCUAUCUGGGCUCUAGCCGCUAACAAUCAUAAGGCAAAGUUAGUGUUGCGGAGCGCUGGCGCUGCGGCCGCUGUGUACAGCACGUUACAGCGACUACAGAGGGUCAACCGAGACGGAGAUAUGCAGAGAGCCAUUCAACUACUCAUCUACACCAACACAGUUCUCCAGACCCAUUGA
Arctia plantaginis is the source of this 2157-nucleotide messenger RNA. The record is from the annotation of a GenBank genome assembly. Lineage: Eukaryota; Metazoa; Arthropoda; Insecta; Lepidoptera; Erebidae.